Molecule: messenger RNA, 879 nt
Organism: Ostreobium quekettii
Lineage: Eukaryota; Viridiplantae; Chlorophyta; Ulvophyceae; Bryopsidales; Ostreobiaceae
Source: the annotation of a GenBank genome assembly
AUGCCGCCCGCGCCCGCGCCGUCUGCUCUGACGGCGCCUCUGCCCACGUGGCAUUCUCGCGCGUUAAGGAUCGGAUCUGGGACCUCACAUUGGGAGCGCGCUUCGUCCCCUGGAGAGUGCAUUGGGCACGGCCCGGGCGUGCGAUCUGCGCGCGGCGAUGCCCCCUCCUUCCUGUCAACUGACGGUGGCGUUGGGCAGUCAUCGCGCCGUCAGAGCAUCCUGAGCCUGGGUGCGGGUUGCGUGGACGGUGUGCUGGAGUCCUGCGAACCCAUUGGAUGCAUCGAUGGUGGGUGUGCGGCCGAUGGCUGGGAUCUGCAAAGCUGGUCCAGGAGGGGGCUGAUGAUUGUUUCGGCGGCAAUGUCGCUGGAAAUGUGUUGGCCAAGUAGGGCGGCAGAGCCUCAAUUCAGAGAAUUCAGGAGCCCAGUGCAGCUGUACCGCUUGGCAGUUCCUGAAACUUGGGAGAAAGUAGACAAAGCUGGGGCGGACGCUCUGUUCAAGGACCCUGUGCGCCCCUCCACGACGGUUGGGGUGACCGUGUCACCAUCUAGGAUAAAAGACUUGAAGGAAUUUGGGGAUUUGGAGGUCGUUGGUGAGAAGCUCCUGACGGCUGAGAGGAACAAGGAUGGUUUCAUCGACGUUCAAAUGCUGGACGAAAGUCGAAGAUCUGGGGAGCAAGGCGGCGUUCUCUACACGUAUGACUACAAAGUUGACAGCAUCCGUGGGAAGAAGCGAAUCGUUACAGCAGUGUCGAUAUACAACUCUAAACUGUACAUAGUUAAUGGGAAUUACAAGUGUGAGGACGAUGAGUGUGACAGCGGGGACAGUGUCAGACUGCUGCGUUAUGCUGUGGACAGUUUCGACGUCGGCGUCGCACUUUGA